Molecule: messenger RNA, 1922 nt
Organism: Otolemur garnettii (small-eared galago)
Lineage: Eukaryota; Metazoa; Chordata; Mammalia; Primates; Galagidae
Gene: NEU1
Product: neuraminidase 1
Exons: 6
Coding region: 151-1401 (416 amino acids)
Biological process (GO): ganglioside catabolic process; oligosaccharide catabolic process
Cellular component (GO): cytoplasm; lysosome; membrane
Molecular function (GO): exo-alpha-sialidase activity
Source: RefSeq, a predicted model, not a curated record
GGGCCAGCUUUGAGGCCCUGCAAGAUCAUAUGGAGGAAGGUUGAGGAGAGGAACAGGGUUGGAUCGGGGCUUUAAAGGGUCCGGGUCAGCUGACUGACUCAUCCUGUGUAUGUAGUCCAGUGGCCAGGGUCGCUGCGGCCGAGCGAAGAGAUGACUGGGGAGAGGCCGGGCGCAGCGCUCUUAGGCAGACCCCGGGGACCGCGAAUGCUGGGCUUUUGGGGAGGCUGUAGGGUUCAGGUGUUUGCUGCGAUCUUCCUGCUGCUGUUGUCUGUGGCAGAAUUGGAGACUAGGGCUGAGGAUGACUUCGAUCUGGUGCAGCCACUGGUGACUAUGGAGCAACUGCUGUGGGUAAGCGGGAGACAGAUAGGCUCAGUGGACACCUUCCGCAUUCCGCUCAUCACAACCACUCCUCAGGGCACUCUCCUGGCCCUUGCUGAGGCUAGAAAAAUGUCCUCAUCCGAUAAAGGGGCCAAAUUCAUUGCCCUGCGGAGGUCCACAAACCAAGGCAGCACAUGGUCCCCAACAGAGUUCAUUGUAGAUGAUGGGGAGACUCCAGACGGACUGAACCUUGGGGCAGUGGUGAGCGAUAAUGAGACAGGAGUGGUAUUUCUUUUCUACUCCCUCUGUGCUCACAAGGAUGGCUGCAAUGUGGCCUCCACCAUGAUGGUAUGGAGCAAGGAUGAUGGUGUUUCCUGGAGCCCACCCCGGAAUCUUUCCCUGGAUAUUGGCACUGAAGUGUUUGCCCCUGGACCGGGCUCAGGCAUUCAGAAACAGCGGGAGCCAAGGAAAGGCCGUCUCAUCGUGUGUGGCCAUGGGACACUAGAGCGGGAUGGAGUCUUCUGUCUCCUCAGUGAUGACCAUGGUGCUUCCUGGCGCUAUGGGAGUGGGGUCAGCGGCAUCCCUUUUGGCCAGCCCAAGCGGGAAAAUGAUUUCAACCCUGAUGAAUGUCAGCCCUAUGAGCUCCCAGACGGCUCAGUUGUCAUCAAUGCCCGAAACCAGAACAACUACCACUGCCACUGCCGUAUUGUCCUCCGCAGCUAUGAUGCUUGUGAUACACUGAGACCCCGUGAUGUGACCUUCGACCCUGAGCUUGUGGACCCUGUGGUAGCCGCAGGAGCUGUAGCCACCAGCUCUGGCGUUAUCUUCUUCUCCAACCCAGCCCAUCCAGAGUUCCGAGUGAACCUGACUCUGCGCUGGAGCUUCAGCAAUGGUACUUCCUGGCAGAAAGAGAAGGUCCAGCUAUGGCCAGGGCCCAGUGGCUACUCAUCCCUGGCAGCCCUGGAGGGCAGUGUUGAUGGAGAGCAACAGGGCCCACAGCUCUACGUCUUGUACGAGAAAGGCCGGAACCGCUACACAGAGAGCAUCUCUGUGGUCAAAAUCAGUGUCUAUGGAAUACUCUGAAUUGUGCUCCUACCACAGGGGUAGAAGGCCCUUGACUCAGCCUUUAGGACCACAGGUCUAUAGAGGGUCUGCUGGAGGUGUCUAAAAGAGAGUUCCAUCUUCCUUUAGACACUAGUGUUUUACAAACUCAACUUCCCUUUAGGGAAAUCACUUCCAUUAGGACUAAAAGCCCAACUUCCUCUCCACAUGGGAAACCCUGGGAACACUUCCUUCCACAUAGUGGGGGAUGGCCACUGACCCUUUCUGCCCCCCCCCCCCUGCCCAGGACGUUGAUUGGUCCUGUUGUGGGCAGGCUAAGGGGCCUGUAGAAUUGAAUAAAUGUGAACUCAGGGAAUGGAGGAGGGCUGAGCUUCCUCUAUAGGGUUGAGGGAAGAUACUGAUUUUGAAGAGGACUGGUGAAAGUCCCUGGAGGGCAGGAUAUUUGAUUUCAGGGUUAGGAAAUAAGUGCACCACCCUCCUUGACUAUUUAUGAACCCAAAUGUUUGUAAUUUGAAGUUUUUAAUGAAAGAUAAUGAACAUUU